CGCGACGGUGUCAAUAUUUUAGCCUCUCCCUUUAAUUUUCUGCGAAAUGUGUAAAGUCACGACCGCGGGCCAGACGUUUUCCGUCCGUCGCAGAGAAUGGACUUCAUUGGCUACGAGUAUUAUAGAUUCUUGAAAUUCUGCUUCUUCGUGAUGGGACUGACAUCGUACAAACCAACGCAGUUACGCUUAAUACAUACUACGAUCGUAUGUUUGAUACUUCUACUCGGUUCAACAUUUUUCGUGUUUUCUCUCGUGGAAAAUAACGCUUGCACCUCUCAUUCAUUUUCAUUCCAAACAAGCAUUACAGUUUUAAUAGCAAGUGUAAAUAUAAAAUAUGGUUUAUUUCUUGUAAAAUCUGUAAAGAUAGAGGAAUGGUUAAAGGAUAUCAAACGUGAUUGGAAUUACAUACAAGAAAGAAUUUGAAAUACUUAAAACACACGUGGCGAUGGGAAAUCGUUAUGCAAAUAUUUAUUUAAAUAUGAAGGAAAUUAAUCGUCGCACAAGGCGGUGAGGAAAUGUAUAACGAUAAUAUUUAAGAUGUAUUGCAUUUAUAAUUUGUAUCUGUCAUUUCGUUUUUACUGUUUCUUCUACAUUGCAUUCUCGAGGAUUUAAUAUCUAUGAACAAAACUGUGUGUUAUUUACCGUCUAUUUCAAUGAUGUUUCUGAAACAAUCUCGAAAUUAUAAGUUGCUUGUCAUUUUGACGAACAAUACAAAUAUUCUGAUGGCAUCAGUUUUCUAUUGUUGUCAAACUAUCUUUUUAUUUGCUACUUUGCAUAUACGUGAUCUGUACAAAAUUGCUCUCUGAGUAUAGUUUUUAUUCUGUACCAAUAGCGAUUAGAUGUUAUGAAGUUUUUCACACUUAUUAGUUACCAAAU
Frieseomelitta varia is the source of this 876-nucleotide messenger RNA. RefSeq lists its product as uncharacterized. The transcript has 3 exons. The record is from RefSeq and is a predicted model, not a curated record. NCBI's taxonomy places the organism in Eukaryota, Metazoa, Arthropoda, Insecta, Hymenoptera, Apidae. Bases 97 to 423 code for a protein of 108 amino acids.